CUGGCCGGUGGAUCCCUCUCUGACCACGACAGACGAUCUUCGGAGUUGUGUGUGUGUGUGUAGUGUGUGCGCUCCACUCCCGCUGGCUGCUAUGACCUAGCUACCGGACGACACUUUCCGUUUUUCCACGCUGACCCUUCCGCCUCAAACUGCAGUCCCCACACUCAACGUUACGGUCGUUUAUGGUCGCAUUACCGCCACUUUUUCAUCGUAGCUGCUGGCCUCCGGGGCUAGCUGGCUAGCAGAGAGGGGGUGACGGAGUGGAGCCAGCUGGUCGGACUGAGAAACGGCAGCGUUAGCAAACAAGCUAAUUAGCGAGAAAGACUCAGCCUGGAUUAUUGCCUUUAAUCAAAAGAGAGCAUAGGUCUGCGGCUUCACCCACUGCAGCAAAAAUGAAGAUAACUGUGGAUUUCGAGGAGUGUUUGAAGGACUCCCCAAGGUUCAGAGCCACCAUAGAGGAAGUGGAGGGGGAUGUGUGCGAGUUGGAAUCCAAGCUUGACAAAUUGGUGAAAUUGUGUAUCGGGAUGAUUGAUGCUGGAAAAGCCUACAACGCAGCUAACAAACAGUUUGUUUCGGGGAUCCGGGAGCUUGCACAGCAGUCCACCAAAGAUGAGGUCAUUGAGUCCAGUCUCACAAAGUUUGCCGAGAGUCUGCAGGAGAUGAUCAACUAUCACACGGUACGCUGACCAAAACCGGAUGCAUGUUUUUUCCCCCCCAAGUGACUAUAA
Messenger RNA from Pundamilia nyererei, 728 nucleotides. RefSeq names its product ArfGAP with coiled-coil, ankyrin repeat and PH domains 2b (gene acap2b). Gene Ontology annotation, molecular function: protein binding; GTPase activator activity. Gene Ontology annotation, cellular component: cytoplasm. The record is from RefSeq and is a predicted model, not a curated record. Bases 393 to 686 code for a protein of 97 amino acids. The transcript is spliced from 4 exons. NCBI's taxonomy places the organism in Eukaryota, Metazoa, Chordata, Actinopteri, Cichliformes, Cichlidae.